Messenger RNA from Etheostoma cragini (Arkansas darter), 1375 nucleotides. RefSeq names its product trans-L-3-hydroxyproline dehydratase. Gene Ontology annotation, molecular function: hydro-lyase activity. The transcript has 5 exons. The record is from RefSeq and is a predicted model, not a curated record. Lineage: Eukaryota; Metazoa; Chordata; Actinopteri; Perciformes; Percidae. Bases 33 to 1067 code for a protein of 344 amino acids.
GUAAUUUUUUUUUUUUUUAAAUCAGCACCGAGAUGGAACUGCAGCUUCCACCUCAUGAGGGAGAGGAGCUCUCCGUGGUUGACAUGCACACAGGUGGAGAGCCUUUACGGAUCAUCCACAGCGGCUACCCAGAGGUCAAAGGUGACAGUGUGCUGUCCAAACGUCGUUACGUCCGGGGACAUCUGGAUCACCUCAGGAGGGUGCUGAUGUACGAGCCGCGGGGACACUACGACAUGUACGGAGCCCUGGUUGUGGACAGCGAGCUACCUGAGGCGGAUCUGGGGGUGCUGUUCAUGCACAACGAGGGGUACAGCACUAUGUGUGGACACGCAGUCAUCGCGCUGGGCCGCUUCGCUGUGGACUACAAACUGGUGAAAGAACCACAGUCACCAGAAACUCAAGUCAACAUCCACUGUCCCUGUGGUCUGGUGAAGGCGUUUGUUGAGUACUCUGAUGGUAAAACCGGAGGAGUGAGGUUUCUCAGUGUGCCAGCGUUUGCAUUUGCUACAGAUGUGAAGGUGACGGUGGAAAGGUUUGGUGAGGUGACGGUUGACAUCAGCUAUGGAGGAGCAUUCUACGCCUUUGUAGACGCCCAGAGGUUUGGCCUCGAUGUGACCAAGUCCAGGACUCGAGAUCUGGUGGAUGCAGCCACAGCAGUGACCGAUGCUGUCAAAUGUCAGGUAAAGUUGCACCACCCAACCAGUGAUGAUCUGGCCUUCCUCUAUGGCACCAUCCUCACAGACGGCAAAGAUAAUUACUCCUCCGAUCCCACCGCCAAUAUCUGUGUGUUUGCUGAAGCGCAGGUGGACCGGAGCCCCACUGGUUCUGGUGUUACAGCCCGAGUGGCUCUCCAGUAUCACAAAGGUCUCAUCCAGCUGAACCAGACCAGGACGUUUCAGAGUGGAGCCACUGAGUCCCAGUUCACAGGGAAAGCUGUUGAGGAGACAAAGUGUGGAGACUUCAAGGCUGUAGUGGUGGAAGUUGCCGGCAGAGCUUUUUACACCGGAGUUUCACGCUUUGUGCAGGAGCCAGAUGACAAGCUGACACAUGGUUUUCUCCUAAAAUGAGCCUCAAUUACAUGUUGUGGUAUUAAAUAUAGUUGUAAAUAAAAAGUACUUUAAACAUGUCAUAAAGUGCGUUUGUAGCUUUAAAAACUAUAGAAACUUCCUAAGCGCUCCAAGAAGAGCAUUGGCUAAGUAAUAAACUGUAUUAACGUUUUCUGUUGGUUUUUCUGUGUAAUUAUGGCCUGUGCACAACCACUGACUCAUUAGGUUAGAAACAGAAAAACAUGCACUGCUGUUCACUGCCUGUGACUUUUCCUUUGCAACGUGAUGACCUAAGUCAUAUUAUACACAUGUAUGGACUAUUUUUUUUA